GCUUGUGGAUUCGCCGUCGAUCGGAAUCUCGUGUCGCUGUCUUUAACCUAAUCCUUAUGUUCGUUCGCGCCGGGGAUUUAGAAAACCUAAGUUAAAGUGCGAAGCUUUGGGUUGGAAUGAUGCGAUGCAAGAGAUGCAAUGGAAGCAACUUCCAACGCGAAGAAGGCACGGGGAAUUCGUAUUGCGGUGGAUGUGGGACAUUACAAGAGUACGAUAACUAUGAAGCUCAGCUUGGCGGUAUAAACGGACCUCAAGGUACAUAUUUACGAAUAGGCACCGCUGGUUCAGGCUCUGCCCUUGCUUAUAAAGAUAAGAAGAUUUAUGAAGCCAAAAAACUUAUUGACGAAAUCACAGACAGACUGAAUCUGGGGAAUGAAGCUGAAACGAUUAAGAGUAUGAUUAGUAAGAUCACUGAUGGGGAAUUCGGACAAGGUGAGUGGUUUCCGAUUUUGAUUGGGGCGUGUUGUUACGCAUUGGUGAGAAAAGAAGGCAAGGGUGUUUUGCCUAUGGAAGAGAUUGCUAUUGCAGUUGGAUGCGAAUUGCAUCAGUUAGGGAGUGUGAUUAAGCGUGUUGUGGAUCAUUUGGAGUUGGAGUUUCGAGAGUAUGAUCUUGUGGGUUUGUUUAUGACGACAGCGAAUAACUCACCGAGAUUGAGUGGUGUCGAUAGCGAGAAGAAGGAGAAGAUAUCAAAGCAAGGAGCUUUUCUGAUGAAUUGUGCUCUGAAGUGGUUUUUGUCAACUGGGAGGAGACCAAUGCCUUUGGUUGUGGCUGUUUUGGCGUUUGUUGUUCAAGUUAAUGGUGUUAAGGUAAAGAUUGAUGAUUUUGCGAAAGAUGCUCGGGUUUCGUUGACUACCUGUAAAACGCGGUAUAAAGAGUUAUCGGAGAGGCUUGUGAAGGUUGCUGAAGAAGUGGGUUUGCCUUGGGCGAAAGAUGUUACUGUGAAGAAUGUUGUGAAACAUUCAGGGGCUUUGAUUGGUUUAAUGGAAGCCAAGUCCAUGAGAAAGAGAAAACGAGGGACAGGGGAUAAAUUAGUUGGAACUGAUGGAUUUUGUUUAGAAGAUAUAGUGAGGGACUGCCUAAGCAAAAAAUCUGUGUACUGUUAUAAUAAUGAUGAUAAUGAUGAUGAUGAUCACCAAGAUGCUAUGUCUCGGUAUUUUGAUGUAGGAGGCGAACCUCAGCUACGUUUAUGUAGUAACGAUGAUCAUCUAUCAGUGAAACAGUUGCCUACUAUGUCUCGGUGUUCUAGUGUAGGAGGUGAAAAUCAGCUAACUUCAUGUAAUAAUGGUGAUAAAAUAUCAGUGAAACAAUUGUCUACAAUGUAUAAAGAAUUUGUGGAUGGAGUUGGGGGUGGCACUCUUGGGAAAAUAAGUCAGGAAAAGAAAAAUAGUAUGCGUGAAAGGGAAUCAUUUUUUCAGAUGGUUUCGCGUGAAGAUUGGUGGAAAGGGAAAUCGGAAAUGAGUCAAAGGCUUCUGCUCAAGGAAGUGUUGGAGAAAGAUGUAGGGCUUGAUGCUUUUCCUCCUUCUUACAUAAAAGGUUGUGUUGCAGUCAAAAGACGAAGUGAAAAGAUUAAGGCAGCUAAGCUACGGAUUAAUGCCAUAAGGAAUCCUUCUGACAUAGUUAGUGAAGGUGCAGCGUUGUCUUUGGAGCUUGAACACAGCAAGAAGAAAAGGAAGAAAGGAACUGAAAUUGAUUGGGAGGAUUUGAUUAUCCAGACUCUGGUCUUACACAAUGUGAAUGAGGAAGAAAUCGAGAAGGGUCACUACAAAACUUUGCUAGAGUUGCAUGUUUUCAACUCUGGAGAGGUUUGAAUUGAAAUGUUUCUCUUGGGAUUGGAACUUGCGGUGGAGAAAAGAAACUGUACGCGCUGAAUCAUUUUUUCAUUAUUUUUUAAAGUAUAAUUAAAGGAUAUACGAAUGUUUCUGAAUGCAGGAAUUAUCAAAGCAAA
Molecule: messenger RNA, 1945 nt
Organism: Capsella rubella
Lineage: Eukaryota; Viridiplantae; Streptophyta; Magnoliopsida; Brassicales; Brassicaceae
Product: plant-specific TFIIB-related protein PTF2
Exons: 1
Coding region: 117-1808 (563 amino acids)
Biological process (GO): transcription preinitiation complex assembly; DNA-templated transcription initiation; transcription by RNA polymerase III
Cellular component (GO): nucleus; transcription factor TFIIIB complex; transcription preinitiation complex
Molecular function (GO): RNA polymerase III type 3 promoter sequence-specific DNA binding; RNA polymerase III general transcription initiation factor activity
Source: RefSeq, a predicted model, not a curated record